Molecule: messenger RNA, 744 nt
Organism: Aspergillus nidulans FGSC A4
Lineage: Eukaryota; Fungi; Ascomycota; Eurotiomycetes; Eurotiales; Aspergillaceae
Exons: 3
Coding region: 1-744 (247 amino acids)
Source: RefSeq, a predicted model, not a curated record
AUGAUGUUCAGCGCUUUAAUGAAAGAGUCACCGGGGCAGCAGAGACUCCGGGCGCGGUUUGAAGGGUGGAUGAAGGAGCUCAGUCGAGAUAAAGCCCUCCAAGAGAAACUGAUUUCAAAGUUUGAGGCUGGCUGCCAAAGAGUCCAUCCCGGGGAAGAAUACCUGAUCGCUCUGCAGCAGGAUAACGUACGGCCUGUUUUCGAUCCAAUACGUGAGGUCGGCCAAAUACGCCAUCUCGAAUGGGAGCUUGAUAGCCGACUAUAUACGCGUAUGCUCCGCAAAACCGUCCGCCAACAGAUCCAAUCCUUCUCCAUGAGACUGGACGCGCAAACAGAGUUCGAUGCCCAUACUCAGUCGUACAUGUCAAGCAUGAUCUGGACGGGGACAUGUCGCAGCUGGUACAAGAACAGUACCACUGGCAAAAUCACGGCGCUGUGGCCUGGCAGCUCGCUGCAAUAUAUGCAGACCCUUGCGGAGGAUCGGUGGGAGGACUUCCAUUUCACGUACAGAGGCAACCGGUUUGCCUACUGGGAGAAAGGCCUUUCGUGGGUGGAGAACCAGGACAUAGACUGUCUCGGGAGGGAGGAGAGGAAGGCCAGGGAAGCAAGUACAGUGCCCAAGGUGGGAGGGGAUCUGGGCUAUUAUGUUGUGGAUGGAGAGGCGCUGUCUUCUCUGGAUAUUAAGUCUCUGGAUAUGGAUGGGGACUCAAACGAAGAUGACUUAAAUGCGAUGGCUAGACUAUGA